This is a messenger RNA of Emiliania huxleyi CCMP1516, 600 nucleotides long. RefSeq lists its product as hypothetical. NCBI's taxonomy places the organism in Eukaryota, Haptophyta, Isochrysidales, Noelaerhabdaceae. The transcript has 2 exons. The record is from RefSeq and is a predicted model, not a curated record. Bases 1 to 600 code for a protein of 199 amino acids.
AUGAGCAGUCGGCCCCUUGUGAUUGUCCUUGGGAUGCCCAAGACCGGGACAGAGUCCAUCGCAAAGUUCUUCACCUGCAAUAAAUGGAAGUCAUCGCACUGGACAUGCCCCGGUCACGGGUAUUGUGGCCAAUGUCUCCUGCGUUGGGUCGCGGCAGUGGCAGGGAGUUCUAUCGCGGAUGGAGCGGACCUGCUGCGAGAGGCUUGCGGUGAUUUCGACGUGUUCAGCCAAAUAGACUAUGAGCCGUCUGGGGCGUGCCUCUUCCCCCAGGUGACUUACCUCCCCACGCUGCUGCGCUACCUUCCCAACGCCUACUUUGUACUCAACACGCGGCCGACUGCUCAUUGGCUGUCGAGUGCCGCGCAGUGGGGCAAUAUGCUGGAGCGGCUGACUCAGGCAUGCCCCAUAAAUCCACGCAACUCAACUGGCCUUGGGCAGUGGUACGAAGCGAUAUUGUCCGCGCAUCGCAAGCCCUGCGCAAUGCAGAUGUCCGUCACAUUGAUUGAGGUUAACCUUGAAAAUGCGACCGUCCCCAUGGGCAAAGUGUCGAAUGCUGGCGGCCCAACACUCUCGAACGCCAGCUUCUUGGCCCCGCCCUGA